AUGCGCAAUGGCUGGCAGCUAGUGGAGACCGACUGGCAAUCAGUGUGCGCAACGUACCUGGAGACCAUUCAACAGUGGCUGCCAAUGCUGAGCAGGAAACGAUUGCACAACGACCUAGCAAGUCUUGCAGUCGACCGGAAGCCCGCCGAGACGCUUCUUAUACUGUGUAUGAAGCUUUGCACGCAAGGAAUACAAAGCUCUGACGGCAGCGAACAACACGACGUCGAUGAAUUGUACAAUACAGCGAAGCAGUGUUGCUUCUACGCGGAGUCCGGCGGCUUCGUGUCUCUACGGCUGGUCCAGUCGCUCAUCCUCCUGGCCGUCUACGAGCUAGGCCAUGCGAUAUAUCCGGCAGCAUAUCUCACCAUUGGGCGUGCGUCGCGACUAGCAGGCAUGAUGGGCCAACACAGUCGAACUAGCGCGCGGCAGCUCUUCAUCGACCCCGACACCUGGACAUUGCGCGAGGAACAGCGGCUGUUAUAUCAGCUGGGUAGUAUCGGCUCCAACGAGCCACUUCUCGCUGGGUCUUUCCACACAGGCACGUCUCUUGGACCUUUCGCACAGACCUGCCAGGCUGCGUACAUGUUGGAUAAAGUCAUGACGCACCUCGACCGAUGUAGGCGCAGCGAUGACCAGAAUGUGACAGAGAUGCUGGCGGAGGCUAUGCAGCUGCACAGGGCACUCUUGGCCCUUGAUGCGAGCCUUAACCUGCCCGGCAUGCUCAGUACACAUUCGUAUCCGAGCACAGACACACGAUCCCACAUCCAGGACCAAGGGGGACAAAAUCAGUGCGCCAUAGCACUCUGCUGCUCGGCGCGAACGCUUCUGUACGACGAGUAUGGAUGCAAUGAACCAGAUGCGAGGAUCAUCAACAGAGAGCGCAUAGCGAUGGAAACGGAGGCUCAGAGAGUUGCAUUUCGGGGAGUCGAGGUCAUGGCGGCAAUGACUAUUCCACGGAUGGCAAGGCUGGUUGUGCAAACUUCAGCUGCGGCGCUGGUCAUGCCCAGCAUCAGUCCACUUCUCGGGUAUUGCUUGUAUCUCGGUGCGACGGAAUGCGCGUGGUUCAUCAGGGAGAACCACGAACGCAACAUGUAUGCGGCGCUGAGACAGAUCAUUCAGGGGCUUCGGGUAUUGAAUGCCCAGUGGCGAGUCGGCGGUGAGUAUCUUGCUUUGUUGGAGAAGAGUAGCGUUCUCAACUUGGUGGACGAUGGCGAGGCCGUCGCCGACUAG
Messenger RNA from Purpureocillium lilacinum, 1230 nucleotides. NCBI's taxonomy places the organism in Eukaryota, Fungi, Ascomycota, Sordariomycetes, Hypocreales, Ophiocordycipitaceae. The record is from RefSeq and is a predicted model, not a curated record.